AUGGCACUACGUCGGGUGUUGUUAUGCCUUUCUUUAGCACUUGGAUCACUUUUUGGACCAGCGAUUUCGGUCAGUGUACAAAAGACACAUUUCCCGCAUCGUGAUCGCCCAAUCCGGUUGAUUGUCGUAGACGUAGACGGAACCCUCACUACAGGGGAAGGUGUUUUUUCGACGAGGAAUAUCGAAGGGUUUAAGCGGGCGAAAGAGCUAGGAAUAGAAAUUGCUUUUGCUACGGGGAAAGACCCGAAGGCUACCGAAGAUGUAAUUGGCUCAGAUACGCUGCAGGAAAUAGGGUACUUUGGUUUCCCCGGUGUGUUUGUGAAUGGCGCGUACGUUGUGGACCGGGAUGGAGAUAUUAUCGCGGAUGGUCCGCUAACCAAAGGCCAGAAGGAACGACUUCUUCGUUCAUUUAGCGCCCAUGGACUUGAUAAUGUAUCUUUCGGGAAGACACCGCCUGGACCGGUUCUGGGUACACGCGAUGAUACCUACACUGGGCAAUACCGGGCAGUGGUGCGUGACGAUCCCAGUAAGCUUGACGCAGUGUUACCACCUCUAAGAGAGGAAUUUGGUGGGGAGAUCGGGUUCACAAGGUGGGCCGAUCGUGCCUUCAGCGCUCAUCGCGCAGAAUUCACCAAGGGCACCGGGCUCCUCCAGCUCUCAAGCCGUUUAAAUAUUGAUUGUGAAGAUGUCCUUGCACUUGGGAACGCUGACAACGACUUGCCCAUGUUCAAGGAAGCGGGUGUUGCGGUGUGCGUCGGGGAUGGUGAUGAUGUUGCCAAGGAGGCAGCCGACUACAUCACGGUGAACAGCAGUGAAGGUGCACUAUCUGCUGUCCUGCAGGAGAUAGAGAAGCUCGGAUAUUACCCACACAAACCUGAGCAGCCGGAAAAGGCGCAGUGA
Messenger RNA from Eimeria maxima, 900 nucleotides. Its product is annotated as Cof-like hydrolase, HAD-superfamily, subfamily IIB, related. Bases 1 to 900 code for a protein of 299 amino acids. NCBI's taxonomy places the organism in Eukaryota, Apicomplexa, Conoidasida, Eucoccidiorida, Eimeriidae. Gene Ontology annotation, cellular component: cytosol. The transcript has a single exon. Gene Ontology annotation, molecular function: magnesium ion binding; phosphatase activity. The record is from RefSeq and is a predicted model, not a curated record.